UUUUUGUUGUGCUCCAAUGGUGCCGAGCUGUGAAAAUUUAAGUCCCUAAUUUUAUUAUUCAAAAUAUGUUUCAGUGAUGCACUUCUGAAAUUUCCUUAAGUGACAAAAAUUUAUGCAGCAAUCUGCCAUUACCGGCCACUAUUUGAAUUUUAUCAGAUUGAGUGGCUCUUGAAGAAGAUUAAUCAAAAAUGUCUCGUCACCGAAAUGUUCGAACUAUGAACUACGAUGAUGAAUAUGAUGACGACGAUGACUACCAGUAUGGCCAUUCGGUGGAAGACGAUUGUAUAUCCCCAACAGAUGCCUCACAGUGGCUUUACGACCGGGCCAAGGGUCAGCAAAGUAUGUCCGCGUUUCUGGCCAACAACCGAGAUAUUGAAGAGGAAAACGAUGACGAGUUGGAGGCGGAACGUACCAACUCCAAGAGUCUCAAUCAAAGAAGGGAUUCAGAGUGCUAUCAACUUCCGGAGUUGAACGAUGAAGACCGCGCCCGGCUAGCAUCCUGUAUGGAUGAGAUUCGCAACAUAGUGGGGGAGGUAGUUUCCGAUCGUCAGCUUGUGGAAGCAAUCAUGAAACACAGCUACGAUUUUAACCUGGCCCUGGACGAGGUGCUUAAUCAGAGCAAAACACCACCAGCGGGUAAAUCUGGCCGGAGUCAGCUUCCUGGAGCAAGCGGGUCGAAAGGUUCAUCAGAUCAGACGCCACCACUGGAAAAAGGUAUAGGCGAUCGACUGCUUGAAAAGGCAGACAAAUUGCAGGCCCAAAAUUUCCCACUGGUGACGGCCAAGAGUUCUAUAUCAACUGACACAGCCAAACCGUCGAUCCUAGUAACUCCGGCCAGCCGGAAAGCACCGGUCACGAUGGGAUUCGAUAUCAGCAGCCCCCGUGUUCAAUCUCCUACGGUCUCGGGCCGUAACACUCCGGAGAUUAGCGAUGAAGUCAGACAACAGCAUCAACAAGGACAGCUAUUCACCCCCAAACAACUACCUCGUGAACCACAACGAAAUGCUCAGGAGCUGUUCCAGAAGGAGCGUGGCUCGAGCAAGCAUCACAUCCACAUGGUCGUCAUCGGUCAUGUAGACGCUGGUAAGAGUACCCUCAUGGGUCAUUUGCUGUGCGACACAGGAAACAUUUCUCAGAGGAUCAUGCACAAGAACGAACAGGAAAGUAAGAAACUCGGCAAGCAGAGUUUCAUGUAUGCUUGGGUUCUGGACGAAACUGGCGAAGAACGAGAACGAGGCAUUACCAUGGACGUUGGAUCGUCGCGAUUCGAAACUCCCAGUAAACAGAUAACCCUAUUGGAUGCCCCUGGACAUAAGGACUUCAUUCCGAACAUGAUCUCUGGCGCAAACCAGGCCGAUGUGGCUUUAUUGGUGGUUGAUGCGACCAGAGGAGAGUUUGAAACUGGAUUCGAACAAGGCGGCCAAACACGCGAACAUGCUCUACUGGUUCGAUCGCUGGGUGUCAAUCAGUUGGGUGUCGUUGUCAAUAAGCUGGACACGGUUAAUUGGUCUAAGGAUCGAUUUGAUGAAAUUGUUGGGAAGUUGAGAUCAUUCCUGAAGCAGGCUGGCUUCAAGGAUUCUGACGUGGUGUAUGUUCCUUGUUCUGGACUCACCGGGCAAAACCUGGUGAAGGAUCCUACUGAUUCCGAAUUGCUCAAAUGGUACAAAGGACCCACCUUGCUGCAAGUGAUCGAUUCUUUCAAAAUUCCUGAACGCUCUAUCGAUAAACCAUUCAGAAUGUCAGUUUCGGACAUUUUCAAGGGUACCGGUUCUGGGUUCUGCAUAUCCGGACGUAUCGAAUCUGGAGUGGUUUGCGUCAAUGACAGAGUGCUCGUGUGUCCCAGCAAGGAACAAGCUGUGGUGAAAACUAUAUCUAUGGAUGAAGUGCAAUACUCGACCUGUUUCGCUGGCGAUCAGGUUUCAAUAACUCUGGCGAAUGUAGAUACGGCUAACAUGGCCGUAGGAUACAUUCUCAGUGACAUCUACCAUCCGAUUCCACUGGCAACAAGAAUUCGUGCACGAAUCGUGGUGUUCAACGUGAAAGUUCCGAUCACCAUGGGUUACCCGGUGCUGCUCCAUCAUCAAUCGUUGAUUGAACCGGCAACGAUCUGUAAACUUAAAGCUCAGCUACACAAAGGAACUGGUGAAGUCAUCAAGAAGAAUCCUCGUUGUCUGGGUAACAAUUCAUGUGCCCUGGUCGAUAUCGAGUUUCAGCGGCCCAUUUGCAUGGAACGGUACGCUGAUUUCAAAGAGCUCGGGAGGAUCAUGUUGCGGGUAAGUGGGGUGACCAUAGCAGCUGGAUUGGUGACUGACAUUGUCAAAUAGGUCAAUCAAUAUUUCCAGGAAAGUUUGGCUUCACAAUGUUUUAAAGUUCGACUGUUUACAAUAAAACAAAAACUCAUACA
Molecule: messenger RNA, 2404 nt
Organism: Uranotaenia lowii
Lineage: Eukaryota; Metazoa; Arthropoda; Insecta; Diptera; Culicidae
Gene: HBS1
Product: protein HBS1
Exons: 6
Coding region: 189-2324 (711 amino acids)
Biological process (GO): translation
Molecular function (GO): GTPase activity; GTP binding
Source: RefSeq, a predicted model, not a curated record